Messenger RNA from Lolium rigidum, 1227 nucleotides. RefSeq names its product ras-associated and pleckstrin homology domains-containing protein 1-like. Gene Ontology annotation, biological process: negative regulation of DNA-templated transcription. The coding region runs from base 1 to 1227 and encodes 408 amino acids. The record is from RefSeq and is a predicted model, not a curated record. Lineage: Eukaryota; Viridiplantae; Streptophyta; Magnoliopsida; Poales; Poaceae. The transcript has a single exon.
AUGAGCCACGGCGUGGCGGCCAGGAAGCGCUUCGGCGGCGUCGGCUUCGCGCUCGGCUGCGGCUGCAAGGACCCCAAGGCCGUCGCCGUGGCGGUGGCGGUGGCCGCCUCGUCGCCGCGCUCCGGCACGGAGGCGUCCACGGCGACCACGGCCACGUCGCGCAGGGCGAGGACGCACCCGUCCGGGUCGGGGUCCACCGGCACGCUCACCGUGCCCUCCGCCUCCUCCUCCUCCUUCCUCUGGGAGGACGCCGAGGCCGACGGCGACGAGGUCGAGUUCAAGCGGCCCAGCUCCGCCACCACGCCCAGCUUCUCCGGCCUGCUGCGCGAGCUCAGGGAGCUCGAGCAGAGCGUCAAGUCGUCCUGCGCACGGAAGAGCCCCGGGAGAACCCACUUCUCCCCACCGCCGCCGCCUCCUCCUCCUCCAGCCCCGCCGCUGCCUCCGCGACCCGCGCACCGUCGAGCUGACAAGGCCAGCAGCAUCAAAGAAGGCCACGGGAGCUUCUCGCCGCCGUCCCCUCCUCCACCCCCACCGCCGCCCCCGCCUCUCCGGCCACCGCAGCGUCGAGUCGUGCGCAGCGACGAGAAGCCCAGCAUCAAAGAAGAAGGCCACGGGGACUUCUCGCCGCCGCGGCCGCAGCCGCAAUCUCUGACCCAUCAGCAUCGGAGGGCGAGGAGCAUCGACAAAGUCAACGGACACGAAGGAGGAGACCCGCGAUUCACGCCGCUGCCACCUCGCCCGCUGCCUCCUCCGCCGCCGCUGGAGCCGCUCCCGCGCGCGAAGACCGAGGAGGAUGAUCCGGGUGCCAAGAAGAAGAUAGAAGACAUUCCGAAGCGCGCGUCGACGCCGCCGAAGCACCGGAAAGCGAGGAGCUGCGACGCCACCGGCAAUACCAACAGCUACAGGCUGGACGGGAGCGUGGCGGUGGUGAAGCAGUCGGAGGACCCGCUGGCCGACUUCCGGCGGUCGAUGCUCAACAUGAUCGUGGAGAACGGGAUCGUGGCGGGGGACGAGCUCCGCGAGCUGCUGCGACGAUUCCUCGCGCUCAACGCGCCCCGACACCACGACGCCAUCCUCCGCGCCUUCGCCGAGAUCUGGGACGAGGUGUUCGCCGCGCCCGAAACCCAGCCGCGGGAGCAGCCUACAUGCAGACAGACGGCGGCGGCUACAAGGCAGAGGACGCCGCCUCGCCGCCGCCCGCAGCCUCCGCCGGCGUGGCGCGUGUAG